Ahaetulla prasina is the source of this 3910-nucleotide messenger RNA. Its product is annotated as GDNF-inducible zinc finger protein 1-like. The transcript has 6 exons. Gene Ontology annotation, molecular function: DNA-binding transcription factor activity; protein binding; RNA polymerase II cis-regulatory region sequence-specific DNA binding. The coding region runs from base 308 to 2215 and encodes 635 amino acids. NCBI's taxonomy places the organism in Eukaryota, Metazoa, Chordata, Lepidosauria, Squamata, Colubridae. Gene Ontology annotation, biological process: regulation of transcription by RNA polymerase II. The record is from RefSeq and is a predicted model, not a curated record.
GUGGCGCGAGCGCACCAAGUCUAGCGUGUUUCGCGCUAAAAGAUGGCUUCUGAGGCUUCCUUGCCCACCGGAAAGAUGGCGGACCGCUGCGACUCAAUGGCAUACCAUCGAUGACGGGCGAGGAGGGGGACGUGCUCCAAAUUCCCAAGCACGCCUUCCCUUAUUCCUUGGGUAGACUCUCGGUCCCGGGGCUGCGCCUCUAUGGUGGCCGCCGAAGUCGCUUUGACAGCUGAGGCUUAAGUACACGCCCGCGCGAGAAUUCGGCUUUUUCUCCCCGUUUCGACGCGCUCCCCCCAUUUUGAGCAGGAUGGAAAAAAAGAAAAUUUUAAUGAAAUCCAGUGUUGCUGCCUCCAACCUCCUGAGAGCAUUACAUUCUCUCUAUCAAUUUGGACAUUUUUGUGAUGUUACAAUAUACACAAACCAGCUGGGUAUCCAACAAGAAUUUUACGUCCACAAAGCUGUUUUAGCAGCUUCUAGCAAUUACUUUAAAAGCCUUUUUCUCAAUAAUGAAAUGAAUAACGUCAAAAGCUGCGCAGUGAUCCUCCAGGAUAUUCAGGCUGAAGACUUUGUCUCCUUCCUGAAGUUUGUCUACACUGCAGAGUUAGAAAUUGAAGUAGACAGACUGCACCAGAUCAAGGAGCUCGCUAAAAGAUUUGAAUGCCAAGAUCUGCUUGAAAUUUUUGAAGAAAUGAAGGUUGUAGGUGGAAACUUGGAACCAAAUGUUCAUUUGGAAAAAAACAAAGGUGUUAGAUUGCCUGGGAAUCAAACAGAACUUGAAGGAGAAAAAGCACAGCAUGAUUUAUCUCAUGUUUUGGCUGCUGCACUGAUGAAGAAGAAUCAUUUGGGGAAAAGAACAAACCAUCCAAAACCAACCACCAAUUUUGAUGAUAUUAAAAAUAAACAUCUAAACCCUAAUGAAGACAGGAUUGCGAGUUGUAAUUCCAAAGAUGAGUCAGCAACGACGUCUGAGCAUAUCAGUGUGACUGACUGUCCUUCAAUAAAUGAGGAGGACUUGAAGGAAGCCCACAUCGCUUUAAGCAGGAUAUUGCCUGACCAAAACGAUGACAGUAGUUUGACGCUUUCUAAGGCCAAACUCAGAAAGUCAACCCGCAGUAUAUCAAAAGCCUUGCCAAGAUCAUAUGCCUGUGACAAGUGUAAUCAUUUAUUCCAUUUUGCUGAGCAGUACCAAUCACAUAUUGAUCUGGAGCAUAGCACAAGCUUGGGAAUUAAGUAUAGCUGCAGUAUAUGUAGCCAACUCUUUCCCAAUGGUCACAGCCUAAGGCAACACAGGCUCACUGUCCACAGCCGACAGCGGACCUUCCCUUGUUUGUUGUGUGACAAAAAGUUUCAGCGCCAGAAGGAUAUUGAUGCUCAUAUCCGCAUGAUUCAUGAAAAGAAGCAGCAUCCUCAAAAAUGCCCCUACUGUGACAAAGUCAUCAGCUCCAAGUGUGGCCUGACAGUUCACAUACGAACCCACACAGGAGAGAAGCCUUAUAAGUGUCAGUGUUGCCCAGCCAGUUUUGCUCAGAGGUCAGCCUUUAAUACUCACGUAAGGUCACACACAGGUGAAAAGCCAUAUAUCUGUGAGGAGUGUGGGGCAUCUUUUGCUGAUAAAGGCAAACUUAAUGGCCAUAAGAGGACACAUACAGGAGAACGCCUCUUCAGAUGUGAUGUGUGUGGGAAACAUUUUGCUACCAAUGAAUAUUUAAAAUGUCACAAGCGUUGCCACAUGGGAGCUAAGCCGUACAAGUGUGAUGUGUGUGGGAAAACCUUUGGAUUGAGAGCUUCAUUAGCCCAACAUAGUAAUGUUCAUGCAGAGACUCCUCCUUAUUUCUGUGAGCAGUGUGGAAAGACAUUUACUCAGCAAGGAGCUCUAAGACGUCACCAGCGUAUUCACACUGGUGAAAAGCCAUAUAAAUGCAGGGCUUGUGAAAGAACCUUCACAGAUAUGUCUACCCUGAGGAGGCAUGUAUUGGUCCAUGAUCGGAAUGCUCAUUGGAGAAGUUUCUUAAUAGAUCUUACUAUCAAAAAGGAUCAUAACUGGUCCAAAAUAGAGACUUUGUCCACUGUUUGUAUGGAAGAGAAUUCUGCUACAGUUUGGCCUGACUGCCAAGAGAAAUGCUACACAUCAGAAAACACAAAUGUUAAAAAAGUAGAACAGAUACCAGGCAGUAGCAAUGUGAAAGAAUCUCAACCUACCCUUAUGCUUUUAUAGCUAUUAACAAUUAAAGUUCAAUAUGGAUAUUAUAAACUUCUCAUAUUGUUUCAAUUUUUUCCCUGUAUAGGAAGAUUUCAAAUGCCUGUAGGAUCCACAAAUAGAUAUGGCGUCAGCUUGGAUAUGGAAUGUUUUCUAAGUGAGCUUUCUCUUAGUUUAAAAUGGUAAAUGUUAACAUUUUACUACUCAUUUGAAGACUUUUUUUUGUUUCUUUUUUUUAUUGAAAAAGUUUUAACAAACAAAAACAUUUUUCCCCCUUUCCCCCCCUCCCCCCUCCCCGCAAAACCCCCUUCCCCCCUCCCUUCACCCCCCCCCCGCUUCCCGGGUCAAUCACAAGGUAUUGUUAUACAUAAACCAAACAUAGCAUAAAAUUUUCCCUUCUAAUCCAAUUAACCUCAUCCAAAUCUUUUCAUUUCCUAACCCCCCCAUUAUAUAAAAUAAUACAUCCUAAUUAUUCAAAGGCAAUCUGAUAUCUCUUAAUCUGAUAUCUUUUGAAGACUUUUUUUUGUUUGAGUACAAUAAUAAAGACAAAUCAACAACUUUGUUACAUUUAUUUACUAACUUUUAUUUGUACAUAAUAAAAAUGUAAACCUGUAUCCAACAGUAGAAAACAUACAUAGCUCCAGAUUAAAUUGUUGAAUCCAUCUUCUCUAAUCCUGCUUCUCUUCCUGAAGAUGUUUUAUUACCAGUCUAAGUAAUAUCAGUGCAUGGGGAAAUGAAGUUCAUUGACUGUUUACAUAUGGUAGUUUGCUCUACCAGCCUUGGUGAAGUAUUAUCUAAAAUUCAAGGUAAUAAAAAUAAUAGAGGAAGAGAAGUAAUCUGACCUAUUCUAUUACAGAAGUAAUAGAAGGUAAUUCUUAAAUUAUAUUUGUAAAUGAUACUUGCUUUUGAGUAAUUGUAGAAUUACAUAGUCAGCUAUUGCCUAAUUAAUGUUGCCUGAGAGAAAAGGAUUAGGGAAAAGGGUGCAUGGAAGAAACUGAAGGACAUAGAAGUUCCAGUUAUAAGAGACCUUGGUAUGUUGGAAAAUAUAGUGCUGGAAUGAAAAGAGGACAAGGUCGUGAAAGCCUUUGAAAAUAAGACUAAGGCAUGUUUUGCUGGAUUUGGAGGACAAGAAGCCCAUAAAGAAGAAGCAUCUGAUUAAAGCAUGAUAAGUUAGUAUUUACGAAGUGCUGUAUAAAUAAAAAAAGCAAAAUGAAGAGAAAAAUAGAUUCUAAUACUAGAGCAAGCAUUCUGUAGAACUUAAAAGAUCACCCAAAGAAUGAAUACAGAUUUUUUUUGGGGGGGGGAUUUCCUUAUAGAGAUACUUAUGUAAUUGGAGCACCUUUAGAUAGUAGAGUUGUAACAUACAGAAGAAAAAUGGGAUAAUUUAUAAUAAAGUGUUUUAUAUAACUAAAUACUUACACUACCGUAUUUAGCAGUAGUUAUAUAAGUAGUUAUAUAAAGCGAGAACUGGGAUCCAAUCAUUUGUUUCUUUCUGAUCUUUAUUUUUUGAGAUACUGCUUUUAGGGCUGCUGUGCUCCCUACAAACGCAGGCAAUUGUGAAAAAAGGCACUAAAUUUGGUGCUUCCCAUGCAACUAUUCCACAUACUUUGCAUUGUAAACAGAUUGAGGGAGUUGGUUCAUAUCCAUGAUGUUUGACUCUUGUUUAAGUUUGCUGGUAUUCUACUUUUGUGUUGGGUGAUUUGCAUACCCAUG